AUGAAAAUCGGCUGGUCGCUAUUUGUGAUUUUGGCAGUGACGAAUUUUGGAGAAGGAAAGGCGAAAUUGGCCUGCUGGGAAACUGAACGCUUCGAAAUCGAGAACGCGUGCCGUGCCUGCCGCAGCAAAGGAGACAAUCAACGCAUUUGCGCAGAAACUGGCUUCAUCGAAAAGGUGAAGUGCAACAGUGGCCAAAUCGAGGCCCGUUCGUGCACCGAGCUGCCAGCAGACCAGAAAAAGAAAUUCAUCAAGUUUGAGCUGUUUUGCGCGCUUUUUGGAACCGGCUGCGCGUAUUUCACCUUCCAGCGCAUGAGACAGCUCGACCGCGAGCACGAUGAGCGAAUCAAGAAACAACUUUCCUCUCUCUGA
Oikopleura dioica is the source of this 369-nucleotide messenger RNA. The record is from the annotation of a GenBank genome assembly. NCBI's taxonomy places the organism in Eukaryota, Metazoa, Chordata, Appendicularia, Copelata, Oikopleuridae.